Suillus discolor is the source of this 3097-nucleotide messenger RNA. RefSeq lists its product as uncharacterized. NCBI's taxonomy places the organism in Eukaryota, Fungi, Basidiomycota, Agaricomycetes, Boletales, Suillaceae. The transcript is spliced from 2 exons. Gene Ontology annotation, biological process: mRNA processing. Bases 198 to 2795 code for a protein of 865 amino acids. Gene Ontology annotation, molecular function: mRNA binding. Gene Ontology annotation, cellular component: exon-exon junction complex. The record is from RefSeq and is a predicted model, not a curated record.
GUGAAAUACUUCCAACACGCCUCUGCCUGAACUGCCAGUACAUCGUCUUCCAACAACGUUAUUCUCUCUUUCAGCUUCCCCGCAUUUACCGAUCCCUGAAAUAACAGCCUUUUUUCUGAUUUUUCACCGUUUUUUUUCUACUGCGAGAGUUGCAAAUCUCAAACUUCAUUCAUAUCACACAAACUACAAUUCUUAAUAUGCCGGCUAUCGUAUCACCUACCGUACCCCGUACAGAUGUUUCUGCAAAGUCGAGGUCUUCUCCACAACCUCGCAAGACUCGUAUGGUCAAGCCCAGGGGAAGGGGUAGAAACAAUUUUGAGAGUGACGAGGAGUUCGAAAGAGAGGUCGCAACUGACUCCGAAUCUGAUGAUGAUCGUUCCUCAGUUGCCACUGAAACCGACUCCGACACUGAACCUGCCUCUGCAGAGGACAUAGCUUCCAACGGCCAUUCGCACAUUUUAACGCCCAAUACGACUCAGAGCUCCGAGGACGUCCCAUCGCUCAACCACCGGCCAGUCAAAGACAUCGAUGGUGACUCUACUCCUUUUUUCAGUGCCGCUGGCAACUGGUCGGAGAUGGUCGCUGAGGAAACUGCCAAUGGCCCUGCGGAGCUUCCAGUUAUAGAGUUCGCAGAUUUCAAUAGCCCUUCUAUCCCCCAACGCACUUUGUCAGGACCACAUCCGCGUAGAACAGGUAAAGCGUCAAAGCGCCCCCAGCCCAAGCGCGCGGUCUCAGCGCCUUCGUCUGACCGUGGUGCUGUGGCGCCUCAACUCCCCCCUGUUCAAGCUGAGGAGGAGGCCUCAGAGCCCGCAGAUGAUCAGCCCCACGCAUCGACGUCCCGACAACAAUCCCGAAAUUCGUUCUCCAGGCCCCCUUCUGGACACAAUGCUCGUCAAGCUUAUCAGCAGAGACUAGAGGCGGACCCAUCCUAUGUUCCCACUGUUGGUGAGUUUUGGGGCCACGAUGAUCGACUGCUGGAUAAGGACCUUAGGAGCCUGAGUGGGUGGUGGAGAGGCCGCUGGCAGGGUAGGGGUCGCGGAAGAGGUGGUUUUGGUUUCGUGCGUGGUAGGGGCAGAGGAGCCUUUACUGGCCCAGAGUCUAGUCGACCUGUACUAGAAACCUCUGGAUCUCAAGAGACAGAGAAACCCCCAGUUGAACCGUCCCUUAUUGACCAACCGUGGACCCACGACGGUUUCGAGGAGAUGAAGAAGCGAGAUGAAAAGAGGCGUGCAGCUGCACCAAAUCAACAACAGCAAGCAGCAAGGUCUACACGAGGUUUCUUGCCAUUUCGUGGCAGGGGUGGAUUUAUUACCGGCCGCGGACGUGGCGGUCUUGCACGUGGCGGUUUCACGCCUUCACCGACUGGAGCACACUUCAUUCCUCCUGCUGCCGCUGCCGCUGCAUCAGGCAGAACGUGGUAUGCGAUGAAGCCCGAACGUGUCUGGACAAAGCAACACGAGGGUUUCCUGUUUUUCGACCCCACCUUGAAGCCUCGUUCCGGUCAAGGUCCAGGCUAUCGGGUCAAGCUCUCUGGCAAUGAAGGGAAGAUUGUCAGAAGCUCUGCUCGAACCACUCAAGUAACAGAGCCUGUGCCAUCUGUGGUUGCACCUUCAGAGGCGAGUGAGAAGACAUUUAUCGUGCGUCUACCCAAGAGGGCAGGAAAGGAGAAGGCACCAGAGCCGACUCCUGAGGUUGUUGAGACUACUACCGCUGCAGAUCCUCCUAUCGAAGAUAUCUUCACAGUUCGACCGGAACUCGUGCCCCCAAGGCAGCCCAUUCCAACUUCGCAAUCAGCUUCGCCUCUGGCCAAUGGUCACGUGCCUUCUACACCGGUAUCUGCUGUGCCUUCCACACCUGCUGUACCAACUCCUUCAUCACCUGAUGCCUCGAAAGAGAAUAUCACGUCACCUCUUUUGCAGCAAAUGAUGCGCGCGGCCGCAGAUCAGCAGGUUAAGGAGACUACAGACGUGCCAAACGGCAUAUUGCAGGAGCAGUACGACCAGAAUGUGCCUGCUCUCCUUCAAGUCGAGCAACCCGCAACGAACCCUGACACUUCUGACGCCGUCCGUUCACCGAUGCCUCCACCCCUGCAGACUGUGUUCUCGCCGCCAUCGCAGCCCUCGCCUCCGUACGGAUCGCCGUAUGGAUAUGGCUCUCCUCUACCGCCCGGUGUGGCCAUCGGCCACCAUGGUAUGCCGUAUGAGAUUGCCACGGGUCGAGCAGUGUAUCUGCAACACCCGACAAUGUACACUCCACGCCCGUUAGCCCAUGGCAUGAUGACACCCCCAGGGCUUCCAUAUACUCCUAUGCAUCAUCAUUCUGCUAGCUCUCCGGAUUUCCUUGCGCCAUCACACACACCUCCUGUUAAUGGUUACAUUGACCCAUCAACUGGCAAUCCGCUCUUCUCCUUCCCUCGCCAGAGUUCUCGCAUUGAAAUCCGAUCACCAACCACUCAUUCGGAUCUUAAGCAGUUGAAGAGCAGGCGUCUGCCUUCCAGUUUGAGGACGAGCGCAGCCUCAUUUGAGCCUUCGCGUCCCGCAAGUCCCAAUAUCGAGUCACAGGCAUACCAGUCACCUGAAGAUCAUUCUGCACAGGAUGAUGCAAAUUCAAGUCAAGCCAAUGACCAAGUGAUGCCAGAGCAAGCAAUGGAGCCCACCAUGUACGGGUACCCGCCAUAUCAACAGCAGUACUACUAUCCCGAGCACUACGGGUACUCCCAGUACUACGACAUGUCUCACGUUCCACAGUACGAGAUGUAUCCCACCGACCCACAUGCUUCUCAAGUCUACUACUAGUACUAAUAUGUUAUAUCUUCUGAUGCUGUUGUUUUUCUUCUGUUCUUGCUUUGGGAUACAUACGUACACCGCUAUCCAUGACCGUUUCAUUACUCACGAUCUUGACGUCCUCAGGUCUCAGCAGUUACCCUCACAGACUUCAUAUUGCUCCAAUGCGUUCCUUACUUUACUCAUGCUGUUUCACUUGUGUUUCUCUUACUGCAAUACUUCUCGGGUCUUGAAUAUGAUAUUGGCUUGUUGACACUGUUGUUGAAUAUUUUACUCGUGUAGUUGCUUGCAAUGCUCAAUUUCUUCCCCACUCA